Molecule: messenger RNA, 724 nt
Organism: Alnus glutinosa
Lineage: Eukaryota; Viridiplantae; Streptophyta; Magnoliopsida; Fagales; Betulaceae
Product: succinate dehydrogenase subunit 6, mitochondrial
Exons: 3
Coding region: 99-545 (148 amino acids)
Source: RefSeq, a predicted model, not a curated record
CAGCCUCCUGCGCAGUCAUCACCAUCAGCGUCAGAGAAAAAGAGAGGAAUCCAGAGAUAGAGAAAGAGCAAAAUUAGGAGCAGUGGGAUUGAAGGAAAAUGGGGGAAUCGUCAGAAGCGUCGCAGCAAUCGUUCCUGAGGAGGCACUGGGAGGGCUACAAGGAGUUCUGGGCCGAGAGGUUUUCGUUCUUGGACAACUAUUCCAGGUUCAUCGAUAAGCCCCUCCCCUCAUGGUCCGCUUCCGAUGUCGACGAGUUCAUUGCUUCGGACCCUGUUCACGGCCCCACUCUGAAAACUGCUAGGGAAGCAGUGAACUUUGGUCUCACAGGAAGUGUUAUUGGAGCAGUGUCUACUGCAGGUGUUGCCUGGAAAUAUUCAAGGAGCGUACAUGGUGCUGGGCUGUCCUUUCUAGCGGGAGGUGUGUUUGGUUGGACAUUUGGACAGGAAGCUGCAAACCACUGGUUGCAACUUUACAGGCUGGACACCUUGGCUGCGCAGGCUAAGUUUAUGGAGUGGUGGCAAAACAAGAGUGUGGGACGGUCUUAACUGAACAUGCCAUGGAGGGUGCACUUCCAACUUUGUUUCCAUUUCUACAAUAAGAAUCCAAGUUCACCCAGUCUUACAAAUGUAAUGGUUGAAUCCAAGUACCUUUGCUUUUCAAGUGAGGCAUUUCAUCUUUUCUCUUUCGAAAUACAGUUAAUUGCAUCUUUUUUUCUAUUACAUAA